This is a messenger RNA of Pteronotus mesoamericanus, 2516 nucleotides long. RefSeq names its product EPS8 signaling adaptor L1 (gene EPS8L1). Lineage: Eukaryota; Metazoa; Chordata; Mammalia; Chiroptera; Mormoopidae. Gene Ontology annotation, cellular component: ruffle membrane; vesicle; plasma membrane. The transcript has 20 exons. Bases 102 to 2267 code for a protein of 721 amino acids. Gene Ontology annotation, biological process: Rho protein signal transduction; positive regulation of ruffle assembly; regulation of Rho protein signal transduction. Gene Ontology annotation, molecular function: actin binding. The record is from RefSeq and is a predicted model, not a curated record.
GGGGCCCUGCGUCUGGAAGGGAGAGCAGAGCGGGCCUCUCCUCCGACGGAGCCUGACAGGGCAGGGCACCUCCGGCGGCAAGAGCUGCCCACUCUGGCACCAUGAGCACCACCACCAGCCCAGAAGCUGCCUCCAAACCAAGUGCCAAGUCCAUUUAUGAACAGCGGAAGCGGUACUCCACUAUGGUGAUGGCGGACGUGUCCCAAUAUCUAGUGAAUCACCUGGUAACGUUCUGCCUGGGUGAGGAGGAUGGGGUGCACACCGUGGAGGACGCCUCGCGCAAGCUGGCCGUCAUGGACAGCCAGGGCCGCGUCUGGGCCCAGGAGAUGCUGCUGCGCAUAUCUCCCGACCACGUCACGCUGCUCGACCCCGUCUCCAAGGAGCAGCUGGAGUCGUACCCACUGGGCGCCAUCGUGCGCUGCGACGUAGUGAUGCCGCCGGGCCGGAACCGCUCGCUGCUGCUGCUGGUGUGCCAGGAGCCCGAGCGCUUGCAGCCCGACGUGCACUUCUUCCAGGGCCUCCGUCUCGGGGCGGAGCUGAUCCACGAGGACAUCCAGGGGGCUCUGCACAGCUACCGCUCUGGCCGAGGGGAUCGCAGGGCAGCGGCGCUCAGGGCCACGCAGGAGGAGCUGCUGCGCCGCCCGUCACCCACCCCUGAGACCCCACCCCUGCAGCGCCGCCCGUCGGUCCGCGCCUCCCUCAGCCCGGCCGAGGCGCCCACAGGCCACGGGGGACCCCAGACGGAGCCCAUCCCCGAGGCAGACGCGGCGCCGAGGCCAGGCCGGGCGGAGAUCCUCAGGAGCGCUGACCCGGCCUCCCCGGACUUGGGUCCCCGCAACCCGGAGCUGGUCACUCUGCAGGCAGAAAGGGACGUGGACAUCCUGAACCACGUGUUCGACGACGUGGAGAGCUUCGUAUCAAAGCUUCAGAAGUCUGCGGAGGCGGCCCGGGUGCUGGAGCACCGGGAGCGCGGCCGCAGAGCCCGGCGCCGGGAGGCCGGGGACGGCCUCCUGACACUGCGGGCUAAGCCGCCCAGCGAGGCCGAGUACACCGACGUGCUUCAGAAAAUCAAGUACGCCUUCAGCCUGCUGGCGCGGCUGCGCGGCAACAUCGCCAACCCCUCCUCCCCAGAGCUGCUGCACUUCCUCUUCGGACCUCUGCACGUGAUUGUGGAGAUGUCGGGCGGACCCCAGCUCGCGAGCGGCGUGCGGCGGCCGCACCUGACGUCCGAGGCCGUGGCGCUGCUGCGGGACAACGUCACCCCAAGUGAAAACGUGCUCUGGACCUCGCUGGGGGACUCGUGGACCCGCCCGGGGCUGGAGUUGCCCCCGGAGGAGGGACCCCCAUACAUCCCCGAGUUCUACAGCGGCUGGGAGCCCCCGGCCACUGACCCCCAGGGCCGCCCCUGGGAGGACCCAGUAGAGAAGCAGCUACAGCACGAGAGGCGGCGCAACCAGCAAAGCGCCCCCCAGAUCGCUGUCAAUGGUCACCAAGAUCCGGAACCAGAAGCUGAGCCCCAGCCGGAGCCAGAGCCGGAGGCAGCGGGGAAGUGGGUCCUAUGUAAUUAUGACUUCCAGGCCCGCAACAGCAGCGAGCUAUCCGUCAAGCAUCGGGACGUGUUGGAGGUCCUGGAUGACAAACGCAAAUGGUGGAAGGUUCGGGACCAGCGGGGGCAGGAAGGAUAUGUACCUUAUAAUAUCCUGACACCCCACCCAGGGCCCCAGAGGGACCGCAGCCAGAGCCCUGCCCGCAUUCUGCAGAAUAGCACGCCCCCUCCUCCACCGGCCCCGGCCCCAGCUGUGGCUCCUGCGCCUGCUCGGCCCCACUGGGACAGCUGCGACAACCUCAACAACUUGGACCCCAGCGAGAAGGAGAAAUUCUGCCAGAUGGUCAGUGUCAACGAGGAGCUGCAGGCGCGUCUAGCCCAGGGCCGCUCGGCCCCCAGCCGCACAGCCCCGGGGCCCCGCGCCCCGGAGCCGCAGCUCAGCACACGCUCUAACGCCUCGGAGGUCCGCGCCUGGCUGCAGGCCAAGGGCUUUAGCUCCGGGACCGUGGAGGCGCUGGGCGUGCUGACAGGCGCGCAGAUCUUCUCGCUACAGAAGGUGGAGUUCCAGGCGGUGAGCCCGGAGGAGGGCUCCCGUGUGUACAGCCAGGUCAUGGUGCAGCGCGCGCUGCUGAAGGACAAAGAGGAAGUGUCAGAGCUGGAAGCAGUGAUGGAGAAGCAAAAGAAGAAAGUGGAAAGCGAGAUACAAACAGAGGUCCUUUGACCUUUCCUGGCCCUCCGCUGUGUCCAGACAGCGGGUUUCCCUGCGCCCCGUGGGAAAACGGACUCUGCAGACCCUCCACCAAGGGAAGUGGACCCCCCUCGAAGGAUCGCGGACCUGGUCCUUCCCCGUCCAGGUGGAUGAAACGGACCAUUCUUGCUGGAGUCUGAGCCAGCGCUCUCAGACUGGCGGGGAGCGGGAGGGGAGCAGGGCUGAGAGACAGUUAGGGACUGCGCUCGCAGGGCAUCACAG